Molecule: messenger RNA, 5769 nt
Organism: Scleropages formosus (Asian bonytongue)
Lineage: Eukaryota; Metazoa; Chordata; Actinopteri; Osteoglossiformes; Osteoglossidae
Product: leucine-rich repeat and fibronectin type-III domain-containing protein 4
Exons: 4
Coding region: 1179-4016 (945 amino acids)
Molecular function (GO): protein binding
Source: RefSeq, a predicted model, not a curated record
GCGCGCUCACACUUCCACGCUCCCUGCACCAAGCACCAAAGACAGCAGACACACAGAGCGAAGCGGGAAAAGAAGAACGGGGAAAUCGCCAAGUAAAGCAUCGAUCGGAGGAGAAGGAAAGAGCCACGCAAGGGUACGAGGACCGCCGGAGACAUCAGAAGGACAGCAGCUCUGGCGUGCACUUUGCUCUCUUCUCUCCACAGCUCAUAGUGGGAAUGGAAGGACACGUAAGCGGUGUGGUGCAGAUGAAGCGAGAGAUGGGCGAAGAACGCGACUGAAGUGGGCUCUACCUUGGUAAAGAGCAGCAAAGCUGGCGGGAGAGAGAGACUCCGAGUGUGGGGGGGAGGGGGGCGUGGGAGAGGGUCGCAUCUUUUCUGGGUGGAACAUCUGCCCAUAUCAAAGGAGGACGUGAUCAACCGACUGCCCGAGCGAGGCUAUUAGGAGCGCCACCAACGGCGCCGUGUCCCACAAGCCCUCUACCGCAUCUCCAUCCAGCAAAUCCCCCGCAGGAGGGGAGAGUGCCUGGGACCGUCCACCGGGGUCCUCAAGGAAACCGGUGCAGAUGCGGCAGGGCGCGACCGCUGCUAGGCAGACGGAGACUGCAGCACUUCGCACACAGCCACCUGGACUUGCCACCCCGCAGAGAGGCUGCGAGGCAAGGAGUCUCCCCCGAGGCGAGGGGAUCAAAGGUCUAACGGGGCACGACGAGGGCAGGGGCUGAUGACGGUGCCAGGGAGGUGGACAAGAGGAGGCUGGAGGGUGGAGGAACGUGAUCCCUGGGCCCCUUGGCACGGUGGCCUGAGUGCACCGCCCACGACCACAGCACUAUUUGUGCGCUGAAGGAGAGCGCGGGAAGUGUGGCGACACCUCCACCUGAGGCACCAGCAACUCUUUCAACAACGUGCCAAGAUUUCUCCUUCUUCCGAACUCCCUCCUCCUCAGUCGAGCACAGCGGAUACAAACAGCUCAGCCCCCGGUUUACACCUCGCCGAUGAACACGCAUCUGCCGCUUGCGCACAGAGGGAGGGACCACUGAGCUCCCCAUCCACACGCACUCGCACGCAUCAACAGCUUGCACCCGUGGAUGCCUGCCUCGACACGCACCGCCUGCCAUGUGGAGCUGAUUCGAACCCUCGGCCGACACAGACACUGAAGGUCUGUGGAUAACCCCUUUUACCAUGCCACAAACCUCACCCCAACACCCAUCCCAGAAAUGGUACCCAUCCCUUACAGAGCUGCAGCAUCCAACAAAGAAAAACCAAGACCCCUCGCUUUCUCAGCAUCCUGAUCUGAAUCUCACGGGUCACAACCGAACUCUACAACAGCCACCCUUGAAGGUACAAGUCCAGUUCUGCCCCUCCUCCGUGGCAUGUGGCUCCACUCCGCUUUCCAUUCAUUGGCUCACCUUGGUCACCUGUGCUUGCCUGCUUCCCACUUUAUGGGGGCGAAUCCCAGGUGUACUGGCAGGUGAGACCUGGGGGAUGGUGUCCACGUGUCCAUUCCACUGCGUGUGCAGGAACCUCUCCGAGUCGCUGAGCACUCUCUGUGCAGACAAGGGACUUCUAUUCGUGCCUCCCAACAUCGACCGUCGCACCGUGGAGCUACGGCUGGCCGACAACUUCAUCCGUGAGGUAGGCGGGGAUGACUUUGCCAAUAUGUCCGGGCUGGUAGACCUGACGUUGUCCCGCAACACGAUCCAUGCCAUCCGGCCAAUGGCCUUUGCUGACCUUGAGAGCCUGCGCUCGCUGCACCUGGACAGCAACAGGCUGAUAACAGUAGGGCCACGUGACCUGGCUGGAUUGCCAAACCUGCAGCACCUCAUCCUCAACAACAACCAGCUGACCGAUGUAUCCUCUGAGGCCUUCGAUGACUUUCUGCUCACGCUGGAAGACCUGGACCUGUCUUACAAUAACCUGCGGAGCGUGCCCUGGGAGGCCAUCCAGAACAUGGCAAGUCUCCAUACGCUUCACCUGGACCACAACCUCAUUGACCACAUCAUGGAGGGUUCAUUUGGGGAGAUGUACAAACUUGCCAGACUGGAUAUGACAUCAAACCGACUGCAGACAUUGCCCCCUGACCCCCUUUUUGCCCGCUCACAGACUGGAGUAAUCAGCCCCACCCCCUACAAUUCUGUGGUCAGCCUAAACUUUGGCGGGAACCCACUGCACUGCAACUGUGAGCUGCUCUGGCUGCGGCGGCUGGUGCGCACUGAUGACAUGGAGACCUGUGCCACACCUGCACACCUAGCAGGACGUUAUUUCUGGUCCAUCCCUGAGGAGGAGUUCACCUGCGAGCCACCACUGAUCACCCGUCACACCCACAAGCUCUGGGUGCUGGAGGGCCAGCGAGCCACACUGAAGUGCCGAGCCAUCGGAGACCCCGAGCCGGUCAUCCACUGGGUGUCACCUGACGACCGCAUAGUGGCCAACACUAGCCGGACGCAGUCGUACCGAAACGGCACGCUAGAUUUGCUGGUGACAAGAGCACGAGAUGACGGGGCCUACACCUGCAUCGCCAUCAAUGCUGCUGGUGAGGCCACCGCCCUGGUAGAUCUUAAGAUUAUCCCUCUCCCUCACCGUGGGAACGGCACCAUUCCCUUAGUGAAUGGACGUGAUCCUGGCUCCUCCGACAUCACCACAGGGAAGUCUGGGGUCGGUGGCACAGGGGGCAGUGGUGGGGAGGCUGCAGGUGAGGAGGAGGAGGAGGAAGAGGACAUAGAGGAAGGCACUGCAGGAAGCGGUGAACCCAUGGUGGGGGUCGCAGGAGUCACAUCCACCACAGCGCAGGUGCGCUGGGACAAGGACUCUGACUACACGGUGUGGAUGUACCAGAUUCAGUACAACUGUACGGCCGAUGAGACAUUGGUGUACAGGAUCCUGCCUUCCACCAGUGACAGCUUCCUGUUAAAAAACCUUGUCUCUGGAGCAGACUACAACCUGUGCGUCCUUGCCAUCUUUGAUGACACAGUCACUUCCCUGGCAGCCACCAAAGUCCUGGGCUGCGCCCAAUUCAGCACCAAGGAUGAUUACCCAGAGUGCCACUCGCUGCAGGCGCACUUCCUUGGUGGUACCUUAACCCUCAUGGUGGGCGGGGUGGUGGUGGUAACGCUGCUGGUGUUUACAGUCGCCAUGAUGGUCCGACAUCGUGUGUGCAGCGGGCAAGGCAGGCAUCAUGAUGACCGCGAAGAGGCAGGCUGUGCCGGUUCUGCCACGCCUCCGCUGUUGGCCAAGGGAACCAAUGUGUACUCUCAAACCAAUGGAAGUGGCAGUGUGAUGAUGGUCGUCAUGCCCAAUGGACUUUUACCUCAGCAGCAGGGAACAAGAGGGGCAGCUCCAAAGGUCAAACCCAAAACCCUCCCAAAGCCCAAGUUCAUCCCAGAACAGUUUCGUGGCGGUGGUGAAAGCAGUGCCAGCUUAACAGUGGCCGUGUCAGAGAAACACCUCCCUCCUUACAGUCCCAAGGCUGAGAGCAGAGCCAUGUACUACACCCCCUCUGGAGCUGCCUCCACACUGCCACGCCAACUCAAAAUGAGGUGUGCUGCAGAGGGGGACAUGGAUAAGAGGGGCACCAUGAAGUCCCCUCACACAAAAAAGUACGAUGAGGAGGCUGUGUGGAGGCCAAGUUCAGGUAGGGGCGUGGUGGUGAAGCGGGGCGGAGGGGACAACUGGAGGUCCUCCCGUGCCUACCAGAGUCCGCCCCCAAGAAGUCCUACCCCAAGCCCAAAAUCCAUGGCACUGAGAGCAAAGCGCAGCUCCUCCUUAGACAUGGGCGAGAUUGCCACCACCACCUGCUACAGCUAUGCCAAGCGGCUCAGUGUAAUUUGGACGCGGCGGAGCCAGUCUGUCCACGGCAUGCUGGUGCAGUGCGCAUCAGCCACCAGCAGCACCUCCUCCUCCACCACGGACAGUCAGAGCCAUCGUGUCCCCAGCUAUCUACACGCCUAUAACACCACCAACUCCAACUCCAACACAGGCGCCCCCACUGGCGAGGAGGAGCUAGAGGAAAGUGUGGUAUAGGUGGGGCACGGCGACAACACAGGACGAGGAUGGAGGAGCAGGGAACGCGCACACCAGGAACCAUACAGGGGGACGAGGCUGAGAGGACCUCAGAGCUAGCAGUAGACUGAGAAACGUGGAGCUUCGUGGAGUGGCUAGCAAACCUUGUGUCGGAUCUGGGGAAGUGGGAAAUCAGCAGACAGAGAGUGCAAGAGAUGAGACAGCACUACAGGCAGAAAUAACAGAAAAAAAAAAAAAAAAAAUGAGAAAAGUGUAACGGAUAGGCCUGGGUCGCGGGAGUAAGAGCGCCAGAACAAUACUCGUGAAGAACAGGAUACACAUGUAACAGUGCUGAAAACACUCACGGAUGGACACUUAUGAAAAAUGGUCCUUGUGAUUACUGUGAUUCUAAAAACAGCAAAGGAAAUUUCUGUUAAAAGGAAAAAAUGAGAAAGGGCAUUACAAAGAAACUAGGAUGAAAUGGAACAUUACCUGUCCACCAAAAAGAAGGAAGUGUAUUUACAGCUUGGAGCUCCUUAAUUACAACAGAUCAGCAAAACCUUUACCAACCUAACCUCAAACAAACAGCAAAGAGCACAAAAUGAAAUGUAAUAAAACGUACAAAGGGGAAAAGACUGCAGAAAAUCUAAGUACAAUUCAGAUCCAGUUCAUAAGAAAAGGAUAGGAAGUAAAAACGAGUGUUUUUAGCACCUAAGGAAGGGGGGACAGGUGUGGCAGGAGGAACCAAAGUGGGUACAACCAGGCCAACCUCUACAGGAAGGGGGCAGAAAACAGAACCAAGCAGUACCCAUGAGCUUGGCCACAUGAACAGUGUAGGGGAUGAUAAACACGGUACAGUCAGAAUGAGUACAGAGGACGUAGCUGGAGUGCAAUGCAGAUACAUCUGGGAUGUGAAACAUACCUGACAAAAGAAAAUCAAAAUGUCCGUGCAACAACGGCUGGGAGAGGAUGAGAAUCCCGAUGUCCUCUGACAAUAAUGCAGACCCUGUUUUCUCAUGCAGGGCAAAGGGAUGAAACCUAUCACAAUGUACGAUGCUAAUAAUUCCUCUGUUCUCUGCUGGAGGCUUCCUCCAUACGGAGUAAACACAUCAACAUUGGCGGAGGCGAGCGAGCAUAUUGCAAACACUUUACUUAAGGGUGCCGUAUGUAACUUGCACAAGGGAGUGUGCGCGAGCGCUGCCGUACGUAACAAUAUACAGCAGCAUGUGUAACUUCCCACCCCGUUAGCAUGUGCUCACACUGAGCCUGGCGCACAGUACAACACGCGGCAUCCCUGCCGCCAGUACAUGACUGCUGGAGGAGGGGUGAGAAAUGGCGAUGUUGCUGUUAAAGCUUGCUGUGGUGGAUGCUGUUAAAGGGUCCUUGUGGAGCGCUUACAAGGACCAAUCGCAGUUCACAGAAUAAUUACGCACCCUUAAGCAAAGUGUAACCCAAAACUUUUCUCAAAGCUUUGGCUUCCUAUAGGAAUGGUGGCCAACAGCUUACAUUUCAUUGUUACCCACAAAACAUAGCGGAAAAUAGAACAAAGAAUUAUAUAAUGAAUAUAAUGCAAAAAUAUGUGGCUGAACACUACAUAGAGACACUUUAUGGGCUGUUGACGGAAAAUGUAAUAUGUUGUUGAUAUCUAUUUUAUGACUAUGUUUUUGGACUGACCAGGAGGGGAAUAAAGUGCGAUUUUGUUGAAAUAAUCUUCAAUAAUACAAUUUGUACGAUCAUUGUUACUAUGGCUGAGGUAAGAUUAUUAUUCAUUUAA